AUGGCUUGGAAUUAUGUCAAAAUUUCAAUGUUCGGGACAGCCGCAGCAUACUCCAGGGACGAUGAGAUCAUGGCUGCGGUGACCGUCCUCACCCAGACGCCACAAAAGCGCCCUUGGGGAGGUUCAGUGCCAGGCCACAAGACUUACAAGCGUGAUCGAAUUGCAGCAGACCGGCAACUAAAUCAGGACUACUUUGUUGAACGUCCACUUUACAAUGAGGGACAUUUUAGAAGGAGGUACAAUCUUUGGCCUAGUUUCCAUUUGCAUGACACAUUGAAUUAA
Molecule: messenger RNA, 282 nt
Organism: Miscanthus lutarioriparius
Lineage: Eukaryota; Viridiplantae; Streptophyta; Magnoliopsida; Poales; Poaceae
Source: the annotation of a GenBank genome assembly